Messenger RNA from Procambarus clarkii (red swamp crayfish), 10961 nucleotides. RefSeq names its product TBC1 domain family member 16. NCBI's taxonomy places the organism in Eukaryota, Metazoa, Arthropoda, Malacostraca, Decapoda, Cambaridae. Gene Ontology annotation, biological process: activation of GTPase activity. Gene Ontology annotation, molecular function: GTPase activator activity. The record is from RefSeq and is a predicted model, not a curated record. Gene Ontology annotation, cellular component: early endosome.
UUUGGCUCCACAGCUGUGUUGUUGAUCUGGCAAUUGUGCGCCUCGCGCGUAGUGACGUGAGCCAAGGACAACACUUACCUGCUGUGUCCCAGUACUGUACUCUCUCAGCUGCUGCUGCUGCUGUACCGCCACGUUUUCAAGAUGGUGUUAAAGAUAAGGAAGCUAUAAGCACUUAGUUGGGUGUCUCCGCAAGGUUACUUUUGCCAGUCACGAUGUCGUUCAACGGUAUCCUGCGACGAGCAUCAAGCUUCUUGGGUAUUUCAUACUCUGAUACUUCCAAGCCAGCCUAUGAAGAUGGAGAUAUUGUUUUCUGCAAGAACAAUGUUUGUGUCCACCCACCAUCACGUUACCGUGGAGAUGGGGAAAGGGUGCAUCAUCCCGGCUAUUUGGUUAUUAAGUGCCAAGCAGAUAUGACUUUUGGAACCACACUACACCUGAACUGGAUACCCAAUGAGCGCCUUCGUCGGAACCAUGAACUUGUAUCUCAAAUAAACACGGACGGAAGCAGCCGCAGUAAUUCUCCAUACCCAACAUCAGACUCUGAAUCAUUGUCUGUCUCGUCUUUGGUAUUACAUGAUAGCAGUGGAACAUUAAGAAAGACAUCAGUUGAUGAUGCUGCCACAAUGUCUACUUCUGGCAUCUCCACCUUGGAUACAGCCAGUGAGGUUACACAGUCCAAGGGAGAAGCUAGCCCCAAUAGUGAUGGAAGCAGUAGUGAUGCUCACCAGAAAUAUGUUGAAGAAGAAUGUGAAGAAGCAAAGGAAGAAACACAAGAGAUGGUUAAUGAAAUAAAGGAAGUGAUUGAUGAAGUAACUAAUGAUACAAAGGAAAGUAAUGAAAUUACAAGUGAGGGUAAUGAUGACCUAUGUAAUCAAAGUACACAGGAAUUACAGAAAGAGUGGCAGCUACCAGAAAGUGGACAGAAUGAGGCAAUUUCAGUUGAAGAAGAAGUUGCAGAAAUCACUGUUGUUAAAAUUGACAAAGAUAAGUUAAUUGAAGCUAAGAUAAAUACAGAAUCUGCUCCUCUUGAAUCUGUUGCUCAUGAAGAAACAGAAGAGGAUGUUGAUAAGGUUAUUGAAGGCAAAAAGUGCAGAUAUAUAUCCUCUUCGGACAGCAGCUCGGAUGGGGAUAAACUUGGAGAAAGUUUAACCAUCACAGAGACGAUACAAAGUUCAAGUUCUCUGGGACAACUCGCCAGUGAAAGAGAAGAUAGCUUGGAGUCAUCUCCUGAACCCCAGUUGUCUCCUCCACCUCACUUCUUCUCUUCAGGUAAUGGAGAACAAUACUGGUUUGAAAGAAGUGCAGAAUCUAUGGCCUAUUCUGCCAACUUAGCUUUCCCAGAUUCAUCUUUAUCCUCCUUCUGCCCAACUCCUGUUGAUGGAGGCUCUUCUCCUGUUAGAAGAGAACACAAGUGUGGUAUUUUCAGCAUUGAUGUCAGACAGAGCAAGUCUCUUCGACUUUUCUUCAGCGACCAAGAUCAUACAUGUGGCCAACUGGUAAUUGCAAGCCGGGAGAGCCAAUACAAGAUCUUUCACUUUCAUUAUGGAGGUCUAGACAAGCUGGCAGCGGUAUUUGAGGACUGGAACUUUUUAGUCAAACCCAGGGAUGAAGAGUGCUCAACACCAGAUGCAGCACUUAAGCAGUUUCUUGUCUGCAUGCCACACGUGAGUGAAUCCGAGCUUCAUCCAGAAGAAGGGCAAUACAAGUGCUUAGAUCCUGAUUCUUGGAUCACCUAUUUUAAUGAGGAAGGGCAAAUAGAAGAUGAUCUUGCACUUCGACAAGCUAUUUUCUUCGGUGGUGUGGAACCUGAACUAAGAGCUAAUGUGUGGCCCUUCCUUCUCCACUAUUAUGACUUUCGUACCUCAUUUGAGCAGCGCCAAGCUAUCAUGGAGGAAAAACAUCAGCUCUACUACAAAAUCAAUACAAUGAGAGAAAACAUGUCUGGUGAAGAAUUGGACUGGUUUAGGAGAAAUGUUCAAUGCACCGUGGAGAAAGAUGUAGUGCGUACAGACCGCUCCAACCCUUGCUUUGCUGGCAAUGAUAACCCAAACUUGGACAAGAUGAAGAGGAUUCUUUUAAACUUUGCUGUACACAAUCCAGUCAUGGGGUAUACACAAGGAAUGUCAGAUAUUCUGGCUCCAAUAUUGGCUGAAGUGCGUAAUGAAGCCGACGUAUUUUGGUGCUUCACUGGUCUUAUGAGUAAGACCAUCUUCGUCACAUCACCCAAGGAUGAAGACAUGGAAAAGAACUUGAGUUACUUGAGAGAGUUAUUACGGCUAAUGACGCCACGCUUCUUCAGUCACAUGACCAAACAACAAGAUGGGAUGGAUCUGCUCUUCUGUCAUCGUUGGAUACUCCUCUGCUUCAAGCGAGAAUUCACAGAGGAUCAGGCCCUGUCUAUGUGGGAGGCAUGCUGGAGCAACUAUCAGACAGAUUAUUUCCAUCUCUUCCUGGUGGUUGCCAUUGUUAGCAUGUAUGGAAAUGAUGUUGUGGACCAGAAUUUGCGACCAGACGAGACCUUGCUUUAUUUCACCUCAUUAGCCAAUCAUAUGGAUGGCCAGAUGGCACUGAAAAAAGCUCGAGGACUUCUACAUCAGUAUCGCAGUAUGAGCCACUUGCCUUGCACGCUGGUGGGACUCUGUGAGCUCUGUGGCCCAGGAAUGUGGGACUCUGGUCAUGUUCCAGUUGUGGCAUGUGUUGGGCAUCCAGAUGAUAAACCAUGCCCCCUUAACCAGUCAUCUACCACUGCAAAUAAUCCUUCCAGCACUGCUUCUUGACACACCACCAGGAAAGUUCUCCAUCAACUGGUUUUGUGCAAAUGAGAUAGAGGAUACUAAAACAUGAUUUAGUAUGAGUGGCAGAAACCAGUUUAUAAGAUAAGGGGAACGUUAAGCUUAUUUAACAAAAGAGGUAUUGGGACCGAACGAGAUUCACGAGGCAGAAUUUUAAAAAUUUAAUACAAAAUUAGGAACAUUGAUUCAUAAAUUAUGCAAAUGAAAUACUUGUCGUCGUUGAACACAACAUUAAUGUCGUUUAAUUUUGCUAUCAAGUUCAUUCAUACUGUCCUGAUGAGCACAAGUUAAAGUUAGAUAAUUAGAGCAUUGUAAAAACUUGGCUUGCAAUUAGCAUUUGAUACAUAAGUAAAAUAGGCUUUUAGAGAGUUUUAUAGAAAUCCAUAAUUGAGAGAGAGAAUGAUAAUACUGUAUGGUAUAAGGGAUAAUUUAUGUACUGAAUAUGAUAAAAUAGUGUUGAUUUUCAUGUUCUUUUUCCUUUAUGUUGUACAUAGAUAUGCUAACAGACUAAAUGGUCAUCAGACCAGUUAGUGUAAUAGUGUAUUGUGAAGAACUGAAAAUAAUUAAACCGGUGUUUUGGUAUGCAGUCGGCUGCUUUUGGAAAGUCAAGAUACUUGAAUUGUAUUGUGUGAGGUAAUGAUCAGUUUAGUAAAGUGUCGGUUACAGAGAUGGAUUUUGAGUUUUAACAAGAAUUACAUAAGCUGAUUUGGUUAAUGUAGUUAAUGUAAUAUUGUUGGAAAGAGCCUAUAUGAAUGUUAUGCAGUGCAAAAUUCCUGAAGAAUGGUAAGUAUUUUUUUUUUUUUUUAAAGAAUGGUGUAAUGACACUUUCCAAAACUGUUCCAAAAGGAAUAAAUAUCUUUUAGUACAGCAGUAUUCUGGCUGAAAAUAUGAUUUAUGAAACAAUAAACAUGCUGGAUACAGCACCUGAUACUAACUUAUAAUUGUGAUCAAAACAUAAUUUAUGGAACUAUGGUUAUAAGUGAAUUGGCGCUCAUUAAAUUAGUUAUGGAAAUUCCACUAAUGUUGAGCACUGUUUCGCUGAAACGUUUUUGUGUUGUGAUAUUUUUAUUGCAGUGUAGUAAAGCUUCUGAAAUUUUUCACAUAAUACCAAACAAUAAGUUAUAUUUUUAGUGGAUUUUUUUUAAGUAAAACUUAAAUUAAAGUUUUUAAUUUCUUAAUAAGGAUUUAUUUUUUGCAUUUGUAUUCAUGUUGAUGUCAACCAUAUCUUCUUUGAAUUACCAUUUUAUAAUACUUCCUUGGAUGAUGUACUAGUCUUAAGGUAACUUGCACUGGAUAUACAGUGUGUUCAUCUCGUCAUAGAUUUUCACUUUGAGCCUUGAAGCAGCUGCUGAACCCUAAUUCAUUUUGGCAAAAUUGCCGUAGAUUUUAUUCAUUCAAUUCUGCUUAAUCAGGGAGUGAAGCAUCAAUUAUCAUAAAGGUGGACAUGAUCUCGGCAUGUCAUAGGCAGACCUUUUAAAUUGUUGUGCCUGAAACUAUGCCUUUAAAAGGCAUCCUUUUAGCAAGGUGAUGGUAAAUUUACUGGAAAAUCCAAAAUACAGACAUGCUUACCUCAAUACUGCAAAUCUUUUACUUAUGGAUCAAAAUUGGGCACCUGUUCAUGCUAUUCCUUCUGUGUCAUUGCACUCGGUAAAGUAUCGUUAGGUGUCGAGGCCUUUUUGUGGAGUUAACCUUCAUUGUGUCUUGACUCAGGAUGUCUUUGCAGUGACAUGCUACUCUUAAACAUUGUACUGGGCAUCAUCUAUAGCAUAUUAUUAUAUUUUAACACACUUUCCAACAAGUUUUAAAUCUCUAGUUUGACAAGGGUAAAGAAAAUACUGUAUGCACUGUCUAUAAUGGCAUUGUUUGACACUGCUACUAUGGAAUAAGUGUGCAUUAUGACCAGUGUAAAUGGUGUUUUAACCAUUUCAUCUUUCUCUUGUAUACACUAGUGUGAUAAUACCACUGGGCCUAGUGGUGUUUGUUCUGUUGCUCAUGGAUAUCUAUCAUAGUAUAGUUAAGAAAAUUUACCUUAAAAAGACACUUUAAAAAGUUUCUUCUUAUUAGCAAGAAAUAAUAUUUAUCGACAUGGCCAACACUAAAAAGCAAUUCAUGUACUGGACAUUCAUCAACUUAGAUUAUGAACGCAAAAAUUUUAGAGGCUUUACUAUAUUGCUUUCUUGAUUGUGACAAUAAAACACAUUGUGUCUAUCACAGUAUAACUUUUUAAUUUUUGAUUUGUGUGAGUGGAGUUAAUUUUAUGGGAGCCUUGUGGCAGUGAGUGAAAAUUGUACUAGUCAUUUACUUUGGAAACUUCAUUUAAGGUUUCACGUAUUAUGUCUAAUCACCGUUUUAAAGUAAAAACUUUCUUUGAACAAUAUUUGGCCAAAACUUUUAUGAUGAUACAAGUUGGACCAAAAAAUGCUCAUUAUGUUUACUAAAAAGCUUUACACAUUUGUCAUAUCUCCUUUACAGUGGAUCAUAAGAAUAAUAUAAUUCUGUUAAGUACUGUACCAUAAUAUUUAGCGAAAGGUAAUGUGGAGCAAAAUUAUUGAACUCGUGCAGACAUCAGGAGAUGCGUGCAAGAGAUAGGAUGAGCAUUGUUAGUAUUCUCACUGUUGUAAGUUAUGUAAUUAGCUGUGUAAUUACAGGAUGAGAGCUAUGCUCGUGGUGUCCUGUCUUCCCAGUACUCUUUGUCGUAUAACACUUUGAAACUACUGACGGUUUUGGCUUCCACCACCACCUCGCUUAGCUUGUUCCAACUGUCUACCACUCUGUUUGCAAAAGAAAUCUUUCUUAUAUUUUUUCAGCACCUUUGUUUCCUGUGUGAGAAGUUUUAAUUUUCAACUUGACUGUGGAGAAAGAUUUGGAUUUACAGUAGUUUAAAGUAUUUGGGAGAGAUUUUGCACUUGAAAUUAAGAGUUCCAUUUUUAUCAUCCAUAGCCAAUAAAGUCCAUGCAGAGGGUGGUGAGGAUUCACCAUGGAGAUUGAAGAUCGAUUGAAGAUUGAUUGAAGAUUACAGUUGUCACAGGUACAAUACAGAUUUUAAGGUGUAUACUGUAGCCAGUAACUAAAGCAGAUUUAUGUAAUGGGCAAUAGCAGAAGAAAUCUUUCAAAAAUAUAGUAAGCAUACAUGUAUCUUAAAGUUACUUGAAACAAAACUAAAGAUAUAUAUAUAUAUAUACUGUAUAUCUAUCUGUCUCAUAUAAUUUAAAUAAAUGUACAGGUAUGUAAAGUUUGAAAAUGAAUAGUACUUGAGAUAAUCUUCUAUAUUAUGAUUAGCUGUGUAAUUGUAAGUCAAGGCUUGAGUGUGAUGAGUGAGAAGUUCAAACAGAAUGAGACAGAAAGGAAAGCUGUUAUAGAUGUAUGAAGAGAAACACUGGGGAAAAGAACAGAUGAGUAUUGUAUAUCCUUAGAGUGCUCCUGUACGUGAUGAUUGCUGUACUCUGGAGAGACUAGUUAGUAGAAGUAUGUCAAUCAUUACAAGAGCAUUGCUGUAAAAUUAUAUGGAAAUCAGAUUGGAAAAUUUUUAAAUUUUAGGAAAUUAAACUGUUACUUGGAGGAAUUUUAGUGAAUGCAAGGGAAAUGGAUACUUGAUAUAGUUGUUGAGUAUGAAAUUGUGAGGAAAUUAUUGAUGAUUAAAGAAAGUUACAAAAAGCAUAAAUAUUUUAUUCCAUUAUGGCUGUAUUUAUUGUCAUUAUGUAACAAAUUAGAUGCAGGAACAUUGUAUAUGGACAUGUAGCAGUACCUAUUGAAACAUGCCAAAUAUUGGAAUUUUGUUAUAUUUAAAUUCAAAAGUUCAAAAUACAGAUCAGGAAAUUAUCAAUGCUAAAUAUAGUAAAAGAAUGAUUAACACAAAUUGGAAUGAAGUCGUCUUUUAGUGCAUUAUUAGCUAGCAGGAAAAACAGUUGCUCGGAAGUUUCCCCAGAUGACAGAGUAAGGAAGGUGUUUACAUGAAUGAGAGUUUAGGGGGAAUAAGUAAACUUGAAAUGUACAGUGGACAGACUGCACAUGGCACAUAUUGAUUAAUUAAUUAGUGCAUCAUGUUGCAAUUAGAAAUAGGUAGUAGAGUAUGUAUGUCUUUAAUAAAAUUACAAAUGUAACAUUUGCAACACUUGCAUGAGCAAUAAUACCAAGACUGAGAUUUUGACAAUAUUGUGGACAGCUUUAUAUGGCAUGGUUAUUACAUUGAAAACAGUUGAAGCUUAGUUUCAUCUAUAAAUUGCUAUGUACACUUUUGCAAUCAAAUGAUUCCAUCUCAAAUGUUUUUAUUUUCUCAGUGUGUUUGACAUUACAUAUUAAUUUUAUUUUGUUCACAUAUACUUUAGAAAGGUUUUGUAAAUUUUCAACUAUGAAUCCAUUUUAUUAUGCAAGGCUCAAAAGUUGUAAUGGGUCUAGUUUGAAUUUAUUUGAAUACUAGAUAUAUACAUUUUAAAAUAUGCGCAUUUUUGUGAAGCUGUUUUUAUUAUAAACCUUAUUAAUGAUGUGCCAGGUACUUUUAUUAAUGUGUGAAUCGGAUAACUUGAAUUAUUUUAAGAAUUGUUUACAUUAUUUUUGGCUAAUACAGUAUAUUAUUUUAAUGAACUUACUGAGCCUUACAUAUAUACACUCUAGUACAUACAAUUUUUUAUUUAGUUUCAGCAUUUUGAAAUUAUUUAACUGUCAGCAUCAGUGAAAUAUUAGGAGCAUACUGUACAGUAAAUAAAUGAUCGUGAUAAUUUGUCCCUACUCCGAGACACUUAAAACUGGCACUGUUUGUCUUGUAGGAAUAAAAGUGAUCUUGUUUUAAGUUUUCUUCUAUUCAAACAAGGUUUGCUGUUUUAUCCUUGGCAUUUAUGCACUCACUGGAGCCAUGUAAGUCUAACCUCGGCUUAUGGUCUGUUUUUGGUGGUGGCAACUGCAAAGACAAGUUUUAUAAGUGAUUGUUCCAAAUGUAUUUAAAUUCUAGUCAUUAGCUUUUGGCAUUUUGUUUAUAAUAGUAACAUAAAUACACUCAGAAUCAGUGUUCAGACAAAAAGAAAGAUGGCUCGCAACACUUGUCUGGUUGUAUUAAAAGUACAAAACUCAUUAUCUAGCAUAUUGCAUUGUCUGCAGUGGUGUCUCGGUAUCCAUGAAGACUUGAUGCUCUCGUGAAGUGGGGAGCUGCUGCUCAGUAAAUAAGCUGCUGCUCCAGUUGUAUAACUAUUGUAUAAUAACUCAUCAUUGUAAUUUUCAUGGAAAGUAACAUAAAACAAAUUACUUAGUGCAGAGUAAUAAUAAAGUACAUGUAUGAUAGUAAAUACCAUAAAUUGUUUUGCAUUUUUAAAGUUUGAAUUUUUUUAUGUCGACAUCCUGUACAUAUAAGCUGUUUUACACUAGACAUUUUUUUUUUAAUUUUGUAUUCGGUCCUGAAAUGACAAUAUAACUUCUCGUUGUACAGAAAACAAAAUGUUAGUUAUUUUUUCUAAUUUAAUUCAUAUGAAGUAAAUAUUUCAUAUACAGUAUUUACAGUACUGUAUUUUAAUUUAUAUUGUAGUAAUUUAGCUAUUUACUAGAGGUAGAUUCUACACAAACAGUAGUGUUGUUUUUAAUGGGUAAUAUGUUGCACAAACAAGAAGACAGUGUUAUUUGUAUGUACAACACAUUCUUUUAUGAUACAGUGGAACCUCUAUAUUUGUCAGCCUUAUAUUCAUCAGAUUCGAUAUUCAUCAAAUUUUCCAUAUUAGUCGCCCACUGCCCAGUACAGGAUCAUCACGUGGUCGGUUAGCUCACCCAGUCAGCCUUGUGCACUCAUGAAGCUCGCAUCUCCUUCUAAUUUCUCUUGGAAAUUUGUGUUCUUUUUGCAAUUUUUUGCAGUUAUCUUUGUAAAAAUAAGUGACUAUGGCUCCAACAGUGUAUUGAAAAAAAAAAGCUGUGAGAAUUGCAAUAGAGUUGAAAAAGGACUUGUUACCAAGUUUGAACGUGAAAAAUUUAUUUCAAUAUUCGUCGGGUUUCAAUAUUCAUCAGGAAUGAAUUAAUGACAAAUAUAGAGGUUCCACUGUAUUCUGUGUUGAAAAUGUUAAAUUAUUUUUAAGUACAGUAAGAGUUAGACAUGGUAUAUAGCAUAAAAAGUAAACAAAAAUAUGAACAUGGCUGUUAGCAACAUUAGCAGAUUAAUAGUUUUGUCAUGAAGUGCUUCAGUCUUCCAAUUUAAGUGAAAUGAAAAUCGAUUGUUGCAUACAACUAAGAAUCACUUCACAGUUAUUAUAUACCAGUACUUCAUUUCAAUAGAAAAAAUGUAAUGUUGGAUGCCUUUCAAUAUUUGAACAAAAUAUGGAUACUGAACACAUGUCAUUAUUCAGACAAUGCAGCGAUUUAUAUAACCACCAAUUAUCUUAGCCAAAGAACAAUUUUUAACAUUGUAAUUGUAGCCAAAGAUCAAUGUAUUACUAAUGUCAUAUUUUGCAGUAAACUUGCUUUCAUAAAUGUGAUUUUGUAGGUCUAGGUUUAUGAUUGGUGGUAUAGACAGCAACUGAUGGAUAAGCACAACUGUGGGGCUUAUUUAUAAAUUUGUUAAAUUUUAUCAUUCAUCAGGGUACUUAGGUGAUGUUGAAAUGAUGAAUUGUGGUAGCAGUAGUUCAUCAAGGUGAAGGUGGUAAUGCUUCACAUUCAUAGCCCAUCAAUCCCAAGUAUCAAUCUAGAGCAAGGCAAGUAACGGAAUGUUACUUACUAUAGUACUGUAUGCAUAACCCUGGUCAUGUUUACCAUGUGAAGGCUCUAGACUUGGUUAACCCAAUUUGCUUGUCAGAAUGCCAACUCUUUGGUGCCAUGAAAAUAUCUUAAAGUGACCGAGAAAUUUGUUUAAUAGAUAUCUUCUUAAGUCAUUAAAAUGUUAUUUAUUUUUUAAUAUAAUAUUUUAAUCCUUAAAGAAUUGUUCCUUCGAGUUUAUAAAAUAAUACAAAAUUUGUUAUAUUUGAAUAAUUCUAAUAGAUAAUCAGCAUAUUGGUGCCCUUUGUAUUUGCAGCUUGUGAUAAAUUUGAUUGUCAGUUUUCUAUUAUGGUUUGAGAAUGUAAUUUAGAAUGCUUCUUAGCAAGUUGUUUGAUCUAGACACUAUUAGCCAAUAUGUUGUAUUAUGCUUAAGCUGUACAUAAUUAGAUACAUUAUUUUAAUAAAAUUACAUAGCCAUGCCAUUGUUACAUACAAAUGAUUAAUUUGGUAUUGGUGAUCUUAUGGUACAGUUCAACAUUCCACUUUCAUAUCAUUCCCCAGCAGUUUGUAUAAUGAUGCAGAUAUAUGACAGUACUGCAACUUUAGUACUUACUGUAUUGUGCUUUUUUAUAAUUAUAUGUUUUUCUUAAUUUCAUGUAUUUUGUCAUUUUUUCAACUAUUUCAAGUUUAGUACUAAUUUGUCAUAGAAAAAGUUUAACAAAUUAAAAUAAAAAGCAUUGUUAGAGAAAAGACAUGCACUGACUAAACGUUUUUGGUACACCUAAAUACCUUCAGUUACGGUAUUACACAAGUCUUUAUAAAGGUAGAGAUCUCACUUGGUUGAAUUUAAGUUAGUCAUUACUACUAUUGGAGUGCAACCAAUAUCAUUUAAGGUGCUUCAUAUUUUAUAUCAAUUUUGUUUCCUCACAUUAUUGUACUAUUUUUGUUAAUUUUGAGACUAUACAGCAUAAUAUAGUAACACACAAUUCAGUCUAAAGUGUAAGCUUAGAAAGCUUCAUAACUGAUAGAAAAUAUUUCAAAGAUUUCAAUUUACCAAUGGUUUUGAAUGUAGUUUUUAAAGUAUUUUUGGAACCUUUCACAAGGAAAGUUGUAUAUACAGUCUUUAUAAAAGUAGUGUUUUUCUUAAACCUAUGUUGAACUUGCAUUUCAACUGUAUAAAGAGGGUUUGGUUUCCAAAACUACGAGAAUAUCAAUCUACUAAACUACCGAAGAAAAUUAAUCCUAGCAAUAUUUAAAAGUACAGUACUCUUAAGAAUUUCAUCAGAAUUGUUGAAACUAUUAUUGGGUGCAAUUUAAGUUAUUAUUUGUGCAGUUGUAUUAUGCACUUCCUUACAUUUAUAAUACACUGUAUGUAGGCAUUGUUUAAAAUAGAAAAUACCCUACAUAUUGGAAUAGAUGAAAACAUGAUUUCUUGUGUGUUGUCUGGAAUGUUCUGAAGGUUCUGUUACUACAGUAUAUCAAUAAACUAAGAAUUACAUGGAAAAA